AUGUCCGACCCAAGCGCCGAGCUCCAAUCCGCCCUUCGCAACCUAUCGAUUGGCGAAAAAGGGUCCAUUCCAGAAAUCGCCCGACCAACAAAGAAAACCGCAGGGCCCAGCACGAGAAAACCAGUCACCAAGAAGCGAAAACCAGUCGCAGACUCCUGGGAAGACGAGGCAGACUCAGACUCAGAAGCAGAGCCGGAAUCGGAACAAGACGUCCAACCCCGCCCCGAAGACGCCGCCCUCUCGCCAGCUCUCAGUGCAGGAGAGGGACCUCUCGACCCGCCUCCAACACCUAUAUCCCCGCAAACAUCCAAUCCAUGGGGUGCCCGUGCUAGAGCAUCAUCGCCCGCCUCGAAGGAUGGACCUGCUCGGCGGCCUGAGAAGCAGACUGCUGUUGCUUCGCGGUUGAUUGCUGGUGCGUUGGGGAUCCGGGCGCCGAAGAGGACAGAGGAGCAGAGAGCUUAUGAUCGGUCUGUUAAGGAGCAGGAGAUUCGUCGCCGGAAGAAGGAGAAGGAGGAGGAGGCUAGGGCCCAGGAGGAGAACGAGAAGGCGAAGAAUGCUGUGUGGGAUAAUUAG
Molecule: messenger RNA, 573 nt
Organism: Penicillium canescens
Lineage: Eukaryota; Fungi; Ascomycota; Eurotiomycetes; Eurotiales; Aspergillaceae
Exons: 1
Coding region: 1-573 (190 amino acids)
Source: RefSeq, a predicted model, not a curated record